Molecule: messenger RNA, 3261 nt
Organism: Cuculus canorus (common cuckoo)
Lineage: Eukaryota; Metazoa; Chordata; Aves; Cuculiformes; Cuculidae
Gene: SLC16A2
Product: solute carrier family 16 member 2
Exons: 7
Coding region: 1-1536 (511 amino acids)
Biological process (GO): transmembrane transport
Molecular function (GO): monocarboxylic acid transmembrane transporter activity; thyroid hormone transmembrane transporter activity
Source: RefSeq, a predicted model, not a curated record
AUGCGGGGCCGCCCGCGAUCCCCGCGGGUGGGAGGGGAGCGGCGGGUGCAGGGGCGGCGGGCGCGGGGCAGGCGGAGCGCGGCCGCGAUGGCGCAGCGCGGCGAGAAGGGGUCGGCGGGCGAGGGCGAGGGCGAGCCGCGGGACGGCGACCGGCGGGCUCCCGCCGCAGCCUUCCAGCCCCCCGAGGGAGGCUUCGGCUGGGUGGUGGUCUUCGCCGCCGCCUGGUGCAACGGCUCCAUCUUCGGCAUCCACAACUCCUUCGGCAUCCUCUACAUGAUGCUGCAGAGCGACCUGGGCGAGGGCACGGCGGACCCCGCGCUCGAGUUCAAAACAGCAUGGGUCGGCUCCUUGGCCAUGGGCAUGAUUUUUUUCUGCUCUCCAAUCGUCAGCAUCUUCACUGACCGGAUCGGCUGCAGGACCACGGCAGCUUCAGGAGCUACCAUCGCUUUCCUUGGUCUCCUCUCCAGCUCCUUCACCAAGUCUCUGGAAGUUCGUUAUUUCACAUAUGGGAUUCUCUUUGGCUGUGGCAGCUCCUUCGCCUUCCAACCCUCGCUGGUCAUCCUUGGUCACUACUUCAAGCGCCGCCUUGGCUUGGCCAACGGCAUCGUGGCCGGUGGCAGCUGCCUCAUCUCUGUGCCACUCCCCUUCUUCCUGAAGAUGGUCGGGAAGGCCAUCGGGCUGGCGCAUACUUUCCAAGUACUCAGUGCCUUAAUGUUCAUCCAGAUAUUCUUGUCCCUGACCUAUCGGCCCAUCUUGCCACCUUCUUGUGACUCUCAGCACGAUGGGCAGGACAAGCUGGGCAGCCGGAGCAUGCGGCAGCAGUGCUGGUCCCAGACGCGCAAGUAUUUCAACUUGAGGGUUUUCCGAAGAAAGACCUAUCGGAUUUGGGCCUUUGGAAUUGCUACUGCUGUCCUGGGAUAUCUUGUACCUUACAUGAACCUGGUAAAAUACGUGGAAAAGCGAUUUCAAGAAACCAAGAAGGACUGGAUCCUCCUGGUUUGCCUCGGAGCCAUGUCAGGGCUGGGACGCUUGGUUUCAGGCCGCAUUGGGGACUGCAUUCCUGGGCUGAAAAAGAUUUACCUACAGGUUGCAUCCUUCGUGCUGUUGGGCAUCCUGUGCAUGAUGAUCCCCCAGUGCCGAGGGUUCGAGGGCGUCAUUGUCAUCUGCCUCUUCCUUGGCCUUUGCGAUGGCUUCUUCACCACCAUCAUGGCCCCUAUCGCCUUCGAGCUGGUGGGGCCCAUGCAGGCGUCCCAGGCCAUAGGGUACCUCAUGGGGCUGAUGGCCUUGCCCAUGACCGCAGGCACGCCAAUAGCAGGAUACCUCAAUGAUUAUUUUGGGAAUUAUGAUGCCGCCUUUUAUUUUGCCGGAGUUCCCCCCAUCAUUGGCGGCUUGGUGCUCUCCGUUGUCCCACUGAUCCAUCAGAGGAUGCUGAAGAAGCAGCGCCUGGAUUCUGGCAAAGACAAGAUGCUGGCCUCGGAGGCAGUGGUGAACGGGGAGCUGCUGCCGGGCUGCCCAGCCUCCGAAGCAAACGUGUAACGCCUCGCCAACACUCGCUGUCGCCACCAGCAGCCCCUCCACAGCCCAAGCACAGGCCUUUUCUACACGGAUGGACCGUAAUUCUCAAUGAUCGCCGAUGCACUACGUGUGUAAAGGAAAAAACCCAAAAAGUUCUUCUAGUUAAAAGCUAUUAACUAGCAGAAAUGCUCUUUUUCGGGGGGACAGUUUUGAUUUCAAAGUCGCCUUUUUUUUGUCCUCUAAACAUUUUUUCUAAGGAGAACUCUCACCAGGAUUCAAACUUGAUCAAUCUCCCACUGUGCUCCCCAGUUUUCUACAUGUCACAACAGAGGUUUACAGCUAAUAAAUGCCUUUUUAAAGCAGGCCACAGAGGGAGCUUGUUGAACCUUGCAGCUGUCCAGCCUUCUCCUCUGGUCCCACUUGGGUGUCAUGUCCAAGCGAGACAGCCCCCUUCCCGUCCAGCGCCAGAGGCUGGUUUGGAGCCAGCAGAUCUGAAGGAGGAAACGCUGCUUUAGUCUGAUGCACAAACCAAAUAAAUGGUCAGCGAGUCCCACUUUAAUCUUCUCUCCGCCUUUUCGGGUGCUCUUCCGCAGACCUGGGGAGCUGCAGCUGGAAUGAUGCAGAGCUUGGCUGGCUCCAGUCCUGCCACCCUCAUCAAACGGAGCCACACAGGAGCACCUCCUUCCUGCAAAAUAUGCCUUAAAAACAUGUGGACAAGACCAGCAGCUCCCUCAGCCACUUUCCACCUCCCAUUUUCUCACUCAGCAACUAAUCAUUGAGCUUUUGAGGUGCAAAAGAGAGAGGCAGCUCCCAGUGCAGCCCACAGCUCUACAAGGGGAAAACCAUGAGCAAGCUGCUGAGAAGGGCACUUGGGAGGCAUCAAGGCAUGCAGAGGUGGGACAAAGCCCCAGGUGUCACCGGUCUGCUCUGUGCCAAGAGGCAGCUUCCCUGCACCCAGGAAUGUUGGGGUGCAGCUGGCUUGGGGCAGAGUUGUGUGUUAUGCUGCAAUAUCCAUGAGUCAGUAUUGGCAGGGGAAACCUAGUGUUCCCAAAGGAUUUAAAAGCCCCAACAGCGUUUAACUCGUAGCCCGUGUGUUGCCAUGCAGAGCCGAUGCGGGGUCGGUGUUGGCCUUAGGGGAAGAGAGCUCAAGCAAAUAGCAUAGCCCCUGGGUACCCACCACACAGAGCGAAGGCAGAGCUCAGCCUUGUGUAGAAACUCAUCACCUCCGGGCACUGCCGAUGAGCGUGGCACAGAGCAAGGGAAGUCCUCCUGCCCCGGUGGGUCCUGUGAACGAGAUGCUGGCUGGGACCAGGGUACCUCUUCCUGGGAAUAAUAACUCAGGAGAGAGCAAGAAACAAAGCUCGUUUUUAUCCUAGCUGCAAAAUCAUUAAUUUUUCCUUUUAUUCAUCUGCCAGUAAAAAAUGAGAAGCCUAAAGAGGGAUGUGCGCUGUGGGAAUCAUCCCUCGGUCCCAGGCGAGAGCAGGGGUUUGUAACACUAAGGCAAAUCUUUGCUGUGGAAAGUUGGUUUCUGUGGAGGACCCCUCCUGUGGGCAGCGAUGGGAGCUCUGUAUAUAGGUGCAGGAGCCGGCAUGCUUCUCUGGCCCUGUUUUUAAUCCAUGUUGAUUAAUGCAUUUUAAGGUCUUGUGGCCCUUUUGUCCCUGUAUGACCUGGAAAAUUAACUGGUGUGUUGUGACGUGUCCGUUUAUGACUAUAAAAUGAGAAGUCCGUUUGUCUCUUUCUUCAAUA